Messenger RNA from Sorex araneus (European shrew), 2497 nucleotides. It is a transcript of the gene TBX21, whose product is annotated as T-box transcription factor 21. Gene Ontology annotation, biological process: lymphocyte migration; regulation of transcription by RNA polymerase II; cell fate specification. Gene Ontology annotation, molecular function: DNA-binding transcription factor activity, RNA polymerase II-specific; RNA polymerase II cis-regulatory region sequence-specific DNA binding. Lineage: Eukaryota; Metazoa; Chordata; Mammalia; Eulipotyphla; Soricidae. The transcript is spliced from 6 exons. Gene Ontology annotation, cellular component: nucleus. The coding region runs from base 203 to 1813 and encodes 536 amino acids. The record is from RefSeq and is a predicted model, not a curated record.
GCAAAGGCGCCGCGACGCUUAGUGACAGCGGCCCCGCCGGAGCGGGAGCCCGGGAGGGAGCUGCCGCGCGCGCCCACUCGAAACGCGCGCGGGACCCCGGCAUCGGGCGCACGGCCCACCCCACCCCCGCAGCCCGUGGGCCGCCCCCGCGCGCAGAGAGGCCGGGCCCCGACGGCGGCUGGAAGGGGCCAGCGCGCCCCGGAUGGGCUUCGUGGAGCCGGGCUGCCGAGCCAUGCUGACGGGCACCGAGCCGGGGCCGGCGAGCGCCGAGGGCCGCGCGCCCGGGGCCGCCGACCCGCACGGCCGCUACUUCUACCCCGAGCCGCUGCCCCCGCCGCCGCCGCCGCCGCCGCCGCCCGGCGCGCAGGACGACCGCCGCGCGCCCUACGCCGGGGGCGCCCUGGUGCCCGCGCCCCCCGGCCGCUUCCUGGGCGCCUACGCCUACCAGCCGCGGCCCCAGGCGCCCGGCUUCCCCGGCGCCGCCGGCGAACCCUUCCCGCAGACGGCGGGCGCCGACGGCUACGGCGCCGCGGCAGACGCCUAUGCGGCCCCCGACCCGCGCGCCGGCCUCUACCCCGGCCCGCGCGACGACUACUCGGUGCCCGCCGGCCUGGAGGUGUCCGGGAAGCUGAGGGUCGCGCUCAACAACCACCUGUUGUGGUCCAAGUUCAACCAGCACCAGACGGAGAUGAUCAUCACCAAACAGGGCCGGCGGAUGUUCCCAUUCCUGUCAUUUACUGUGGCUGGCCUGGAGCCCACUAGCCACUACCGGAUGUUCGUGGACGUGGUCUUGGUGGACCAGCAUCACUGGCGGUAUCAGAGUGGCAAGUGGGUGCAGUGUGGAAAGGCAGAGGGCAGCAUGCCAGGAAACCGCCUGUAUGUGCACCCCGACUCCCCCAACACGGGCGCCCACUGGAUGCAGCAGGAAGUGUCCUUCGGGAAGCUGAAGCUCACCAACAAUAAGGGCGCCUCCAAUAACGUGACUCAGAUGAUCGUGCUACAGUCCCUGCACAAGUACCAGCCACGGCUGCACAUCGUGGAGGUGAGCGAGGACGAGCCCGAGGCCGCGGCCAGCACCCACAUCUUCACCUUCCAGGAGACCCAGUUCAUCGCCGUGACCGCCUACCAGAACGCUGAGAUCACGCAGCUGAAAAUCGAUAACAACCCUUUUGCCAAAGGCUUCCGGGAGAACUUUGAGUCCAUGUAUGCGUCUGUGGACACCAGCGUCCCCUCCCCUCCUGGGCCCAACUGCCAGUUCCUCGGGGGCGACCACUACUCCCCUCUGCUUCCCAACCAGUAUCCUGUCCCGAGCCGUUUCUACCCCGACCUUCCCGGCCAGGCCAAGGACGUGGUACCCCAGCCAUACUGGCUGGGCAGCCCCCGGGACCACAGCUACGAGGCCGACUUCCGAGCGGUCAGCAUGAGGCCGGCGCUUCUGCCCUCGGCCCCCGGGCCCACCACGUCCUAUUACCGAGGCCAGGAAGUGCUGGCCCCUGCAGCCGGCUGGCCCGUAGCCCCCCAGUAUCCCCCGAAGAUGGGCCCGGCCAGCUGGUUCCGCCCCAUGCGGACACUGCCCAUGGAACCCGGAGCUUGUGACGGGCGGGGCCCCGAGGACCAGGGCUCCCCGGCGCUGUGGACUGACAUCACCCCACUUCGGCCCGAGUCCAGCGACUCAGGACUGGGCGAAGGAGACUGUAAGAGGAGACGCGUGUCCCCCUACCCCUCCAGCGGGGACAGCGCCUCCCCAGUGACGGCCCCCUCUCCCUUUGACAAGGAACCUGAAGGCCAGUUUUAUAACUAUUUUCCCAACUGAGCAGAGGCUCUGGGGGAAGAAACGGAACCCACGUUCUUAGCUUGGAGAGGCCGGGCUCAGGCCUCAGGCCCCCGGCUCUCCCCGCCCCUGCUCCCUCCGUUUGUCGUCAGGGAAGAGGCACAGCCGGCACGAUUUGGGGGUUCACUUGCUGCUUCCUGGCCCCCAUUGAAGUCUGCCCUGGCCUGUCCCCCACCCCUUCCUCUGCCCUAACUGGUCACUUACCUGGUGCUGCUUCUGCGGUGGGGGUCCUGGCUGGAGGAGAGAAAAUGGGGGUGGGGUGGUCACGACACAGGUGCCGCCCCCCUCCUGGGGGAGCAGAGUAGAGGUCAGGUGGGGAAGGCGGGUCCCCGGGGACUUUGUCUCUUCCUCUGUAGGGUAAACUUUCAGCAGUUUCGUUUGUCAGUGUUUCUCCCUGAUCUAAAAAUAGAGAGACACAGAUUUUCAAAGUCAGCCAGUGGGGGGCAGGGAGAGGACUGGGGGACUGUGGGCAGCUGGCCCCGGCCCUACCUGCCCGAUCCCUCCGGGGCAGUUGGGGUUCAGGCGGGAGGGGGCAGGCCGCGCGGGAAGGAGCGGGGUCUUCGGGAGGUGGCGUGUGCACGCUCUUGUCCGGGCACUAUUUAUUGUGCGGAGAGUGGUGUCGGGCUGUACUACUCUUGUCUUCAUCACUUUCUGAAAAUAAAUGUG